AUGGUUCGUUACCUAAUAAGGAGCCCCAGUGAGGGGCCUGGGCAAGAACAUGGACGCGAGGAGCAGAGGCAAGGGCUGAGCCCAGAUCACGCGGAGGACUAUGGGAGGACACACAGGUGCUGCAGCUACCGCAGACGCAGGUGCUGCUCCCGUAGGAAGUUGUGUAGGAUACACAGGAGGUCGUGCAGGAGGCGGAGACGCUGCUGCCGCCACAGGAGGCGCAAAGGCUGCAGAAGGAGGAGGAGAUGCAGGUGCAGAAGGUGCAGGAAGCACUAA
Meriones unguiculatus (Mongolian gerbil) is the source of this 276-nucleotide messenger RNA. RefSeq names its product protamine 2 (gene Prm2). Gene Ontology annotation, biological process: nucleus organization; spermatid development; chromosome organization. The transcript has 2 exons. Bases 1 to 276 code for a protein of 91 amino acids. The record is from RefSeq and is a predicted model, not a curated record. Gene Ontology annotation, molecular function: DNA binding. NCBI's taxonomy places the organism in Eukaryota, Metazoa, Chordata, Mammalia, Rodentia, Muridae. Gene Ontology annotation, cellular component: nucleus.